Messenger RNA from Racocetra fulgida, 546 nucleotides. The record is from the annotation of a GenBank genome assembly. NCBI's taxonomy places the organism in Eukaryota, Fungi, Glomeromycota, Glomeromycetes, Diversisporales, Gigasporaceae.
AUGAAAUUGUUGCAUACUAUUGAUACUAGUCCUAACCCAAAUGGUGAUUAUUUGCUAGCCUAUCCUUCUCCAAUUCCAUCACCAUCAUCACCUUUUUCCAAUCAUAGUACACAACAUACGGCGCCAUCUGGUGACGUCUUGAUCUUUGACGCAUUAUCAUUGCAAGUUGUCAAUGUUGUCCAAGCGCAUAAAAGCCCAGUAGCUUACGUAGCCAUUAACUCUGAAGGAACGUUUGGACCUAAUAGUAACGCAAAUGCGAAUAAUGGUGCCACUAAUGGUGCAGGUGGUGUUGCGAAUUCUCUCACUCGUCACUCUAUUGGGCCUGCGACAAUAGGAGGAUUUGAGGCUUUCAUUGAUGGGAAGAAAAAGACUGGGUCUGUCGGUGCCAUACGACGUCAAUCUCUUCACCUUGGGCGUACUGUAGCUGGUAGUGUCGGUAAUUAUCUUCCAGAUGCUCUUACGGAAAUGUGGGAACCAACUCGCGAUUUCGCUUACUUGAAAUUACCUAGUUCUGGAGUCCAAAGUGUAGUUGCAUUAAGCAAGUAG